CUAUACUAAGGGCGUGACUUUUAACUGCAAACUCUUUCACAUACUGUCACUAAUCACACUUAUAAUUUUUCUUUACAAAAUCUGCACCAUUUUCUUGGACUACAAAGAGCAUCAUGCACAAGACAAACUCCAUUUGACCAUAUUUCCAUUUUAAUCUGUCACGACAUCUUGUUCUCUGUGAACUUAUUAUAUUUCGUUUUGAUUCUAAGUUCAAAUCUUUUUCGAUACUGAAGAUUGUCAAUGAAGAGAUGCAAAGACAUCGUCCAGGUCACGCAGUCAAAAUGUUCAACCGAGCUGUAGAACCACAAGUGCACGCCUUGCACCAGUACAAGAAUACAGUAGCCACACGCCUACCAAAGGAAUUAAGCAAUGCAUCAGUAGUGUUCGAUAUCGACCGGCCUAAAACAUUUGAAGAGUACGUGGCAAAUAUCAAAGAGACUGUGGAGUUUGAUAUCAUUCAUUUUAUUCACUCCAUUUAUGGUAUCACUGAUGUAGAGAAAGUCCUGAAAUACUGUUACGAGAAAGGACUGGGCAAUCACGGUGCCAUAGUUUUGAUUGUGAACGGAAAAGAUGAUACUUUUAAGCUUAUACAACGCACGCUAGGAAUUAGUUAUUUGGAUAGUGAGAUCGUUAAAAUUGUCCGACAAAAUGGCUGGCGUCACGAGGUUUAUCGCCAAGAAUUUUACACCGAUGUAACCCAGGUAUUCGAAGAAGAAUCGAUCGAAGGAAACCUGUUGCUUGAUUUCUUUGCACAUUCACAAGAUUUUCGCUUGAAUGGUGAUCCUGAAAAAGUUAAAAUAACACUGGAGUGCUUCAAAGAAAAGUCGACCUUUGAGGAUGGAAAGGUUUUGGCAAAGAAACAUGACGAUGUACAUAUCAUUUUUAAGUAAUUUAAUAGUCAGUUUUGCAAAAAAUCAUCCUUCAUUGUGAAUUAUCUACCGCAAUAUUCGCUGUUGUUGCUGUCGCUGUUGUUGUUGUUGUUGCAGUUGGUUCGAAUCUAUUUCAAGGCAUCACACGUUUAUAAAUGAUUAGUUUGGGUUGGAAUAGCAAGUUGGUCCGAUGAGAUUCAUAAAAAGCAAUCUUAUUUUUUUUAGCGU
Messenger RNA from Exaiptasia diaphana, 1097 nucleotides. RefSeq names its product histamine N-methyltransferase A-like. The coding region runs from base 249 to 890 and encodes 213 amino acids. The record is from RefSeq and is a predicted model, not a curated record. The transcript has a single exon. NCBI's taxonomy places the organism in Eukaryota, Metazoa, Cnidaria, Anthozoa, Actiniaria, Aiptasiidae.